Cotesia congregata is the source of this 327-nucleotide messenger RNA. Lineage: Eukaryota; Metazoa; Arthropoda; Insecta; Hymenoptera; Braconidae. The record is from the annotation of a GenBank genome assembly.
AUGGAAUAUUCAUUAUUUAGUUGUGCGUUUUACAUUGUUCAGGUGUCAUUCAAUCUAUGUUGUAUUGGUGAUGGUCAUAUUAUCAGUUCUCUGUCAGCAGAAUUUUCCUGGGUGCAAGAGCACUAUUAUAAAGCGAGUUAUAAUAUUAUAUCUGUAGAUUAUUUAUGUCCCUUUUCUUCUUUGGAGUUCUUUUAUAUGUGGUGGAGUUCUUGUCAGUCCACCAGUAUUUCUCUGCAUCUAGUCUGUGAAAGUCAGUUUGGUCACUUCUGGGCAGUGCUGUUGAGUCUAUCAACCUUACCUAGCAUGGACUCAUCCAUAAUGCAUUGA